UUUAGUAGGAAGAAGUGAAAGUACGAGCUGCUACAUUUUCUCGUUGUAGUGUCACUGGAAGUGUUAUCCAGCUCCGGGAUUAUAUUCAACACGAUGCCGUCCAGCACGAGUGACAGACAGUUCGGCGAUGCCAAAGCCGCUGCUGCUGAAAGAAGGAGAACGAACAAACCCAUAAUGGAGAAAAAGAGGCGUCAGAGAAUUAAUGACAGUUUAAAUCAACUCAAAAUUUUGGUCUUGGAAGCCCUCAAGAAAGAUCCCUCCAGAUACAACAAACUAGAGAAGGCGGACAUCCUUGAGAUGACAGUGAGACACGUCCAGAAUCUCCACCGCCAGCCGCAGCAUACCCCUGCCCCCUGCCACAACACCCCCGUCGACCCUGCUGCCAAAUACCUGGCAGGAUUCAGCCACUGCGUCUCGGAAGUGAACCAGUUCCUCGAGCGAGACACUUCCUUGACGGGAGGACAGCGAUCUCGCAUCCUACUCCACCUUUCGGAGUCACUGACUUCCAUCCGAGCGGGAGCCAGGCCAGCUUCCAGCCCAUCUCCUCAGCCUCAGCCUUCAUCAGAAGCCGCCCCCACAGCCUCUUCGCCACGAGCGAACACUCCCCUGGUCGAGGCGACUUACCACCGGCAUCAUCAGCAACAACACGUACCCCUGAGCGAUCCCUUAGUGAUGCGAGGGGUAUCCUUGGUACCCGCUGCUCAUCUCCUGACGGGUCAGAUGGCAUACAUUCUUCCUCACGGAGUUGUGUCAACAGCGGUUGCUAACACCGUGGCCACAUGCCCUCCUGCAGGAGAUUACCACCAGGUUCCUCUGUCUCCUCCCCCUAGUGUGCCAUCUCCGUCCCUUUCCUGUUCUUCCUCUCCGCCAGCCUCCCCCUGCAGGAGCCCAUCUCCACAGCCUCUGGAUCUUGCCCCCAUUCGCCAUCCCGAGGAUGACUGCUGCUGGCGCCCUUGGUGAGGCAAGAGAGAAGGGCAGAGAGAGAGAGAGAGAGAGAGACAGAGACAGAGAGAGAGAGAGAGAGGGUGCAAAGCUGCGAGGAGCGAAGAAAAAGAAGAAACCACUGAAAAAAAGUAUAUAUGUUCGAAGCAUCAGAUAGAUUCGAAGCCUGUAGGUCAUUAUGAAUAGGUUCCACUGAUGCCGUCAGUCCCUUGACCUAAAGAUGCUGUAGCCGAUUAGAUCUGUAGACAUUAGAGACAAAUUUAUCACCUUCCUUUUUAUGAUAGCUAUAUUUAAUAUAAUCCCCCGAAUCUUGCAGUCCUAAAACGAGUACAAAAAUUAAACGUCUACCACCGCAAAAGACAAAUUUUAUGCCAUAGAUUUUAUAUCGUAGUGUAGCGGCACAAACUGGGCAAUUACCAGAAAUAUGUCUGUGAUAUUUAUAGGAUUAGUCAUUCCAGUUGGAAAGAAUAGUACAAAUAACAAUAAAGAUUUCUAUUUCACCGUG
This is a messenger RNA of Macrobrachium nipponense, 1447 nucleotides long. RefSeq names its product transcription factor HES-4-like. The transcript has 2 exons. Gene Ontology annotation, molecular function: DNA-binding transcription factor activity, RNA polymerase II-specific; protein dimerization activity; RNA polymerase II cis-regulatory region sequence-specific DNA binding. Bases 94 to 960 code for a protein of 288 amino acids. Gene Ontology annotation, cellular component: nucleus. Gene Ontology annotation, biological process: regulation of neurogenesis; regulation of transcription by RNA polymerase II; anterior/posterior pattern specification. Lineage: Eukaryota; Metazoa; Arthropoda; Malacostraca; Decapoda; Palaemonidae. The record is from RefSeq and is a predicted model, not a curated record.